AUGGACAAAAUUACUACUUUCGAGCUUCCCAAGUGGAUUGAAAAACAAUCGGAGAAUGCGUCUCUGGUAUUAGCCGGAAGUGCAACUCCGGCUCUGUCAAUCCAGGACUUAAUCCAACUGUCCUCAGACAAGCAAACAACGGCCAACAACUUGUCCGUAGAGUCAAUGAAACUGACUCUGGGUCCGGGAAACGGGAGUGAGAAUCUUCGCCAGCAGAUUGCCGGGUUAUACGAUGAGAAAAUCACUGCAGAGCACAUCCUGGCUACAAAUGGAGCAUCAGGUGCCAACUCGCUAUUAUUCCAAAGUCUGCUUGGGCCCGAUGAUCAUGUCAUCGCCAUGUAUCCUUCCUAUACACCCCUUCUGGCCAUUCCAAAAGCCAAGGUCGGCGAAAAUAUAUCAUACUGGUCUCUCGAUAUGAACAACCAGGGCCAGGGUGACCUCCAGCAAUUGAAAGACAUGAUCAAACCAACUACGAAAAUGAUUGUCCUCAACAACCCGAACAACCCCCUCGGAACCAUCCUGAGUCUCGAAAUGCAGCACGCAAUCGUGGCGCUGGUUCGGGAACAUGGGUUAAUCCUUGUCGUUGAUGAGAUCUUCCGCCCAUUAUUUCACGACUCGACAAACCCGCCAUCUUUCGUGGAGCUCUCCGACGAGGAUGACAAGAUCAUCGUCACCAGCUCUGUGAGCAAAUCCUGGGGCCUGUCUGGUACCCGAGUCGGCUGGCUCGCGACUAAAAAUGUCAAGGUCCUAUCGCAAUGCCUCAAUAUGUGCCUCUACAUGAUCAUGGCAAUUGGUACAAUCGAUGAUGCUAUUGCUGCGGAGGCGUUGAGUGACCGAUGCUGGCCUCAAAUCCUGACAAAGCAUCUCGACAUGGCCUCAAAGAACCUCGCCAUCUUGGAAAGCUUUGUUGACAAGCAUGAGAGUGUUUCGUGGAUUAAGCCGAGCUCGGGAGCCACGGCUUUCGUGCGCUUCUCUUCCAAUGGCGUCCCUGUUGACGAUGUCGAGUUUUGUCUGAAGCUGAAAGAGCAGAAGGGCGUCCUGUUAGCUCCCGGAAGCCUUUGCUUUGGUUUGCCGGCUGCUCAGGAUUUCCGUGGAUUUGUUCGUAUGCAUAUCACAGGUCCGCCGGAGAAAAUGCAAGUUGGACUGGAUGCCAUUGGUGAAUUUUUGGACUGA
This is a messenger RNA of Penicillium antarcticum, 1173 nucleotides long. RefSeq lists its product as uncharacterized. Gene Ontology annotation, molecular function: pyridoxal phosphate binding; catalytic activity. Gene Ontology annotation, biological process: biosynthetic process. The record is from RefSeq and is a predicted model, not a curated record. Lineage: Eukaryota; Fungi; Ascomycota; Eurotiomycetes; Eurotiales; Aspergillaceae. The transcript has 2 exons. The coding region runs from base 1 to 1173 and encodes 390 amino acids.